GGUCCGGCCACUGGUCACUUGUUCGGAGCUCAGGCGACUCGUCUGGCGCAUCUCAACACCAAGACACACAAUGACACGGUCUCAAUAGAGAAGUAUCACCAUGUUCUCCUCUUCAGGGAGUGGGAAGAAGCCCUCGCAACAGGUAUGCUCCCCCAAACCCCUGCCCGGGCCUGUCAUCGCAUGCUAAUUGCCCCGCAGCAGGAGAUGGUCCAAACCGCUCAGAGUACGUUGCCUUGGCUGCAUCGCCGACGCAGUUUGGAACUGACUUGGGGUAGUUCUGCAUCGCCAUUUUGGAAGCCGCCCCCACGCGAGAACGCAUCGAAAAGAACCGGUCGCGACCCGAACCUGGUUGUCGGAGCAGCCUACUCUCAUGCCGAUAUUCUCAAAUUCGAUUCACUCAACUUGUCCAGCACCUCCUCCAGACCGAAGACGCCUCCUUCCUCACACUCUACCAAAGGCCGGCCUAGCGAUGCCUCUCCCCCCUCGCGCCCACAGUCGGGCCUGUCGUCCCCUCCGAUUAAAAGUUAUAUCAAUUUCCUUUCCAACACCAACGAUGACUGGAAAGCCGACGAGGAUGAGGAGGACAUGAUGGGGUACGAGGACGAUGAUGGUGACGACUUCGGCCUGCCAAGCCUGUCUAACUUGAAGCGACGAACACGCAAGAAAGCCGCGCAAAAUAGGUCAGAUCCCAACGGAGGUCUGUCGCCCUUGAACGACUCGUUCGGUUUAGGGUUACACACGAGGAGAUACUCGAAUAGUGCGGACAUUGCGAUCGAAAGACCUGCGCCAACCUAUCCCAUGCCGAAGAAGAGCGAGGGCAAAAUCUUGCGUCCACAGUAUAAAGAAAUUUUGAGGGACCCGGCGAACGCGCUGCACCUAAUCGAUCACCCAGUCAUACCCGACGAUGCAACACCAAAAGAGAUUGAUGCUGCGAAUUCACGAAUUACUCGUAUCAACAAGUUCAAGAAGCUCCUACAGGCCUCAACAAUACCGCUACAGGAACUUCGGCAACUAGCUUGGUCCGGCGUUCCCCAGGAGGUUCGUGCUAUGACAUGGCAACUCCUGUUGAGCUACCUACCGACCAACAGCGAGAGGAGAGUCGCAACUCUAGAAAGAAAACGUAAAGAGUAUCUCGAUGGCGUUAGGCAGGCUUUCGAACGCGGCAGCAGUAGUGGGGGAGGUGGCACCACCCCAGCGGCACCCGGAAAAGCCAGAGGUUUAGACGAGGCAAUUUGGCAUCAAAUCAGUAUCGACGUUCCAAGAACGAACCCUCACAUCGAACUUUACUCGUACGAAGCGACGCAGAGAUCUCUGGAACGAAUCCUGUACUUAUGGGCAGUGCGACACCCUGCCAGCGGCUACGUCCAGGGCAUCAAUGACUUGGUAACGCCGUUUUGGCAGGUUUUCUUGAGCACAUACGUCGCAGACUCCGAUAUUGAAUCGGGCAUGGACCCUGGUCAGCUGCCAAAAUCGGUUCUUGACGCUGUAGAAGCAGAUUCAUUCUGGUGCUUGACAAAGCUGCUAGACGGUAUACAAGACCACUACAUUGUGGCCCAGCCAGGCAUUCAGAGGCAGGUUGCGGCCCUCCGCGAUCUCACCGCAAGGAUUGAUGCAGGGCUGGCGAAGCACCUCGAAAAGGAGCACGUCGAGUUCAUUCAAUUCAGCUUUCGAUGGAUGAACUGUCUCUUGAUGAGAGAGAUAAGUGCCGAAGAACAAGGCUUUUCGGAGUUUCAUUUAUACGUGUGCGCGGCUUUCCUGGUCAAGUGGUCAGACAAGCUUGUCAAGAUGGAUUUUCAGGAAAUAAUGAUGUUUUUGCAAAGCUUACCAACAAAAUCUUGGACGGAGAAGGACAUUGAGCUGUUACUGAGCGAGGCUUUCAUCUGGCAGAGCCUCUUCAAAGGCUCGUCAGCUCACUUGAGAGGACAGCCAAGUCGCACGCCUUCAGCAAACAUGCAGCUGUAG
Colletotrichum paranaense is the source of this 1962-nucleotide messenger RNA. RefSeq names its product GTPase-activating protein gyp1. NCBI's taxonomy places the organism in Eukaryota, Fungi, Ascomycota, Sordariomycetes, Glomerellales, Glomerellaceae. Gene Ontology annotation, molecular function: GTPase activator activity. Gene Ontology annotation, biological process: activation of GTPase activity. The record is from RefSeq and is a predicted model, not a curated record. The annotation marks the transcript as partial. Gene Ontology annotation, cellular component: Golgi apparatus. The transcript has 5 exons.